AUGUCUACUACUGAGUCUACUGUUAGCACGCAAACAGGGAAUCGGCCCACGAUCCAGCUUACCGGUGCUGACCCAAGCACGAACGAGACUCCGACUCCCGAGUGGCUGGUCGAGCUAUCAACCAAAGGAUGGACAGUCGUCCGCGAGACCAUUCCCAAGGCAAAAGCCCUCGAAUAUGCGAACAAGGCCUACGACUGGCUCGAGAGUUGGAAUCUCGGAUUUGACCGUAACGAUCCAUCGACCCGGAAGGCAGCUAAUCUCCCAUAUCACAUCCGAGGGGGGUUGUAUAAUGCGUAUGGCAUCGGACACGAGCAGUUCGUCUGGGACUUGAAAUCCGAGCCUGGCCUUGUUGAGAAAUGGGAGAGGAUCUGGGAGACGACAGAGUUACUUGCUUCCUUUGACGGGAUAAACCUCUCCAUGCCCGAAAAAGCGCGCCCCAAGACCGACCCCGUCUUCGCGCCCUGGUCCCACGUCGACCAGUCCCCAUUCAACACCCAAUUCGACACCAUCCAGGGAAUUGUGAACCUGCUCCCGAACGGGCCCGAAGACGGCGGGUUGAUGAUCCUCGAAGGCUCCAGCUCCUUUUACACCGAGCUCUGGGCGCGCUUUGACCACAAACAGGGCGAAAAUGGCUGGAGCAAGGCCGCGUUUCAGUAUGUUGAUGAGGAGAUGUGUCAGUGGCUUCAGUCGAGGGGUUGUAAAUGGACGAAGGUGUGCGCGCAGCCUGGUGAUUUGUUACUCUGGGACUCGCGAACUAUACAUUACGGCGCGGCACCUUCAUCGAUCAAUGACCGCUUCGCUGCUUACGUCUGCUACAAACCAGCGUCCAGUAUCUCUGAAGAAGCAAAGAAAGUGCGAAUCGAGGCAUUCAACUCGAAGAAAAGUACUACUCACGAUCCAGCGAAUUUCCGCGUCAGGGACCGCCAUCCACCAACUGAUCAUCCAUCGUAUGAGGCUGCUGUCGAGAGACCGUUCCAGGAGCCGGUGCUGUCGAAGAGGGCGAGGGAGUUGAUUGGACUGGAUCCUUAUUAG
Aspergillus puulaauensis is the source of this 1032-nucleotide messenger RNA. RefSeq lists its product as uncharacterized. The transcript has 6 exons. Lineage: Eukaryota; Fungi; Ascomycota; Eurotiomycetes; Eurotiales; Aspergillaceae. The record is from RefSeq and is a predicted model, not a curated record. Bases 1 to 1032 code for a protein of 343 amino acids.